This is a messenger RNA of Blepharisma stoltei, 956 nucleotides long. The record is from the annotation of a GenBank genome assembly. Lineage: Eukaryota; Ciliophora; Heterotrichea; Heterotrichida; Blepharismidae.
AUGAAGAAGUUUUAUUACACACGAAAAUGGGCCCCAAAGAAAAAACCUCUGUCCCAAGCAAACCACCUGCAGGAAAAGCCACGGAAGAAGCCAAUUACCUGCUAUAUUUCGAGCGACUCAGAAAUGAGUGAAGAUGAAAUGGCGGGACUGGGCUAUUUUGUCGUUGAAAAGAUUCUAGAGAAAAGAGGCGAAGGAAAAGACAGAAUGUAUUUAGUGAAGUGAAAAGGAUAUGAAAAUUUGACGUGGGAGCCUAAAGAAAACUUGAAAAGCUGCUUAGAAGCAGUUGAAGAGUUUGAAGAGAAAAAACAUAAUCUCAGUAGGGAAUCUACGUUUGACCCUGAGCUUGAGAAACAUCUGCCGAAAAAAAGGCUGAGAAAGACAAAAAUAAAUCAAAAGAUAAAAAAGUUAAAACCUUCACUCCCCCUUUUAAAUUGGAACAAAAAAUUUUGUUUCAAUUUAAAGGGGAUUUAAGAAAAAUUUUUAUCAAAAAAAAUAUAGAAAAAAAAUUAUAUAAAAUUUUAAAGAGAGACAAUAAAUUGCAUACAUUUAUAUUUAAUAGCAUUUUAAUUUAAUAACUCUCACCAUUAAAAUUGAACAAAAUAGUAGUGUUUAAUUUUUGAUUCUGCAUAUUAAAUUGGAUAUUAAGGUAUUUACAUAUAAAUUAGGAUUUUUGCCUAUAAAAUUGAUUUUUGUUCCAAUUUAAAGGGGGUUAGCUCCCCCAAAAAAUGGAAAUUUUACCUAUAUUUUUUUUAAAUUAAAAGGGGGAGUCAGAGCCAAGGAAAGGAACUUUAGGAACAGAUCAAGCUCUAAAGAUCACUGAAGCUAAGAUAAUUGAUGGAAAAGUCUUUUACGCCAUCCUUUUCAAAGAUAUUCCUGGAGUUUCCUGAAUUAGUCAUGAAGAUGUCACGAAGAAAGCUAAUCACCUUAUCAUCAAACACUUUAACUCUCAUGUAUAA